AUGAUUUCAGAAUUAAUUGAAAAAAACCAAUUUAAUGAUCUUAAUAUCUUAUUUGAUGACAAUAUUUAAGAUGCAAAUAAAACUGUGAAAUCAUUUUAUGAGUAAUGUGAAUAAGAAUGUUGUCCAAAAGGAUCUGAAAAUUAUAAUUACCCUAAUAAAUUUAAAAUAUAUAUAAAUGAAACAAUUAAUAAAGGUAGGUCAAAGUAAAAUAUAUCUUAAAUUAUUGAAAAAUACUCAAAAAAUAAAAACUUAGAGUCCUCUAGAGUUUUUUAAUAAAAUUGUUAAAGAGCACCUUUUUUAUGUUUAAUUGUUUUGUGUAAAGAAUAAUUUUAAAGUUUACAGAAUAUUUUUGAUUUGGUAGUUACUCUUAAAGAAAAUGAUUGCAAAACUGUAAUAAUUUUAGAGGAGAUUAAGGAAUUAAUUUAUGCAUAAAAUCAAUUUGAUCAAUACUAAAAAGAAUUUGAUUAAUUUGUAUUAGAUCUCUAAUUAAAUAACAAAGUAGAUGUGAUAAAUACUAAAUCUCUUAAAUAAACUAUUGAAGAAAUUGCUUAAUGCUUAUUAUGCGGCGUUUAUUGGAAAAAAAAAUAAAAUAAAAUACCAUGUUUAUUUAGAGAUAGAGGUGAUCAAAAUUUAUUUAAGGCAGAAAAUGCUGGAAUUACUAAUACUUAUGAACUCUAUUGGUUAUCUAUGUUAACCUAGAUUCCAGGAAUUAGUGAAGCAAAAGCCAGAGCUAUAGUAUUAAAAUAUCCUUCAAUCAAAUCAUUAAUCAAUGCCUAUAAAAAUACAGAUAUUGAAAAGAGACCUCAUUUACUUAGUGAAAUUGAAGUUGUUUAAGGAAUUGUUCAAUAAACAUCAAAGAAAUUAGGUAAUACUAUUUCAGAAUAAUUAUAUAUUCUUUUUUCAACUACAGAUGCCAAUUAUAAAGUAUUAGAUUGA
Messenger RNA from Paramecium sonneborni, 936 nucleotides. The record is from the annotation of a GenBank genome assembly. NCBI's taxonomy places the organism in Eukaryota, Ciliophora, Oligohymenophorea, Peniculida, Parameciidae.